This is a messenger RNA of Mercurialis annua (annual mercury), 2615 nucleotides long. Its product is annotated as cyclic nucleotide-gated ion channel 1-like. Gene Ontology annotation, molecular function: monoatomic ion channel activity. Gene Ontology annotation, cellular component: membrane. Lineage: Eukaryota; Viridiplantae; Streptophyta; Magnoliopsida; Malpighiales; Euphorbiaceae. The transcript has 8 exons. The coding region runs from base 290 to 2434 and encodes 714 amino acids. Gene Ontology annotation, biological process: transmembrane transport; monoatomic ion transport. The record is from RefSeq and is a predicted model, not a curated record.
UAUUUUUUAAAAAUUUAAAUCGAAGAAAACAAUCAAGAGAAGAACCAGUCAAUUGCUAGGAAGCUUCCUCUUCACCCAUCUUUUUCCGUUCCAAGUCAUCACUUCGAUAUUAACCAGAAAAGUCUCAGCUUUGAAUUUGCUCAACUUUUCUUUUCAAUCUUGUCCUUCACUGGAGUGUAUGUCUGCUUAUUUUGCGGUACAUGAAGAGGAUUUUUCGGUUUAUUUAUGUAUUGAAGGCUGAUUUCUCAGUACAGUUUGUAACUUGAUUCAGUUAGUUCAAGUUAUAGACAUGAAUUAUCCACAGGAGAAGUUUGUGAGGUUUCAAGAUUGGAAGUCUGAGAAAAGUAAUGAAGCAAGAUAUUCUGCGAAUGAUGGGAUACAUUCAGGAAAAUUUAGGAUGACUACAAAUUGGGUUUUAGAGAAGUUUGAAAGAGGAUUUGAAUCCGGGUCUGAAAAUAUUAAAAGGAUUAGAAAAUCAAUAAAAUCAUAUUCCUUUAAUAAUGCUGUUGCUAAAGGCUUGAAGUCUAGGAAUAAAAUUCUUGAUCCACAGGGGCCAUUCCUUCAAAGAUGGAAUAAGAUAUUUGUGUUAUCAUGUCUGAUCGCUGUUUCUUUGGAUCCUUUGUUCUUUUAUGUGCCCGUGAUUGAUGAUGAUGAGAAGUGUCUUGAUCUGGACCACAAAAUGGAGAUUACAGCCAGUGUUCUGCGUUGGUUCACAGAUAUUUUUUAUAUUAUUCAUAUCAUAUUUCAGUUUCGGACCGGCUUUAUUGCUCCAUCUUCUCGAGUCUUUGGAAGAGGUGUCUUAGUUGAAGAUACUUGGGAAAUAGCUAAGCGGUACCUGUCAACAUAUUUUUUAAUCGAUAUUCUUGCUGUCCUUCCUCUCCCGCAGGCCGUAAUUUUUAUCAUCAUUCCAAAGAUGAAGGGCUCAAAAGCUUUGAACACGAAGAACUUGUUGAAAUUUGUUGUUUUUUUCCAGUAUGUACCGAGGUUGAUGCGUAUAUAUCCAUUGUAUAAGGAAGUUACAAGAACUUCUGGCAUUCUUACAGAAACUGCAUGGGCUGGAGCUGCAUUUAAUCUGUUGCUUUACAUGCUUGCUAGUCAUGUACUUGGAGCCUUUUGGUACUUGUUUUCCAUAGAAAGGGAAAGCGUGUGCUGGAAAAAAGCUUGUGAUAAUCAUACUGGCUGUGUACGUGAUAUGUUGUAUUGUGGUAACCAAGCGGGAGUAAACAAAACCUUUCUGGAUGAUAUCUGCCCUGUACAAAACCCAAAUACAACAGUUUUUAACUUUGGAAUAUUCCUCGACGCCCUUCAAUCUGGAGUUGUGGCUUCUAAUGAUUUUCCAAGAAAACUAUUUUUUUGUUUCUGGUGGGGCCUGCGAAAUCUGAGCUCUCUUGGUCAAAACCUUGAAACAAGUACUUUUGUUCCGGAAAUUUUAUUUGCAGUUGCCAUUUCUAUCUUUGGCUUGGUGCUGUUCUCGUUUCUCAUCGGAAAUAUGCAGACAUAUUUGCAAUCCACUACCACAAGGUUGGAGGAAAUGAGAGUAAUGAGGCGAGAUGCAGAGCAGUGGAUGUCUCACCGCUUGCUUCCUGAGAAUCUGAGGGAACGGAUUAGGCGACAUGAACAAUACAAAUGGCAAGAAACCCGAGGUGUCAAUGAAGAAAAUCUUGUUGGCAAUCUUCCCAGGGACCUUCGAAGGGACAUAAAGCGUCAUCUCUGCUUGGCCUUGCUUAUGAGGGUGCCUAUGUUUGAAAAAAUGGAUGAGCAACUACUAGAUGCAAUGUGCGAUCGUCUAAAGCCAACACUGUACACAAAGGAAAGCUACAUCGUUCGAGAGGGAGACCCAGUCGAUGAGAUGCUCUUCAUCAUGCGAGGGAAGCUAUUAACAAUAACCACUAAUGGCGGAAGAACCGGCUUCUUUAACUCUGAAUACCUCAAGGCUGGCGAUUUCUGUGGAGAGGAACUGCUGACUUGGGCCCUAGAUCCCAACUCCUCAUCCAAUCUUCCUAUAUCAACGAGAACUGUUCGAACUCUUACGGAAGUCGAAGCAUUUGCCCUAGUGGCUGAAGAUUUGAAAUUUGUUGCAUCUCAAUUCCGCCGGCUUCACAGUAAGCAACUUCGGCACACGUUCAGGCUUUACUCGCAACAAUGGCGGACUUGGGCAGCAUGCUUUAUACAAGCUGCAUGGCGUCGAUAUAAUAAAAAGAAGCUCGAAGAGUCUCUCCGACAGGAAGAGAAUAGGUUGCAAGAUGCGUUAGCCAAGACGAGUGGAAACUCGCCGAGUUUAGGUGCCACUAUAUACGCGUCGAGGUUUGCUGCUAAUGCACUUCGUGCUAUACGCCGAAGCGGUAGCACGCGUAAGGCAAGGAUACCGGAGAGGCUUCCACCGAUGCUACUUCAGAAGCCUUCAGAACCUGAUUUCACAGCUGAAGAACGAUAGGUGUAGAUUUGUUUUUAUUUUCUAAAAAAUGUAUCUGAUUGUUGUGUACAGAGUAAAAUAGAAUUACUUCAGCCAACAAAGGAAUGAGAGUAGAGGAAGGAAGCAUGCUUGUGUAACUUACUGUAUUACAUUUACAUGUUGUGUAAUGAUAUAUAUAAAUUGUAUUUAUUUCCAGCUUUAA